Protopolystoma xenopodis is the source of this 264-nucleotide messenger RNA. The record is from the annotation of a GenBank genome assembly. Lineage: Eukaryota; Metazoa; Platyhelminthes; Monogenea; Polystomatidea; Polystomatidae.
AUGGACGACCGCUCUUUAUCAUGGCUAAGCGACAAAGAUGAGGGCGUUUCUUUGGAAACUUUAGUUUGCAAGUCAGAAUCUGCUGAUCGAAAGCAGACCACUUUUGUCCUGCCUUCUUCUUUUGACAAUCCUAAUGCCGAUGGAUGGGCGGGCUGUUCAGCUAUGGAGGCUGGCCAGCCAGAGGCGGUUCGCGUGAACCUACGUCAAAUUAUCGGGCAGGGUGCCAAUGGAACUUUGGUGUUCGCGUUAGUAAUCAACUAUUAA